Hippopotamus amphibius kiboko is the source of this 1985-nucleotide messenger RNA. Its product is annotated as sialic acid-binding Ig-like lectin 5. The record is from RefSeq and is a predicted model, not a curated record. Gene Ontology annotation, cellular component: plasma membrane. The coding region runs from base 1 to 1659 and encodes 552 amino acids. The transcript has 9 exons. NCBI's taxonomy places the organism in Eukaryota, Metazoa, Chordata, Mammalia, Artiodactyla, Hippopotamidae. Gene Ontology annotation, molecular function: sialic acid binding. Gene Ontology annotation, biological process: cell adhesion.
AUGGUGCCCCUGCUGCUGCUGGUCCUGCUGUGGGGGGGGUCCCUGCAGGAGGACCGAGGGUUCGAGCUGCGCGUGCAGGAAUCAGUGACGGUGCAGGCGUGCGGGGGCGUCCACGUGCCCUGCUCCUUCUCCUACCCGGGAAAUUCAUCGUAUUCCCUUCCCGAACUCUACAUCUAUUGGUUCCGGGAAGGGGACAACGUAAAGGGUGAUUCUGUGGCCACAAACAACCCAAACAGACGAGUGAAGCCAGAGACCAAGGGCCGAUUCCACCUCCUCGGGGACCCCUGGAAGAACAACUGCUCCCUGAGCAUCAGAGACGCCAGGAUGAGUGACAAAGGGGUCUACUUCUUCCGAGUGGAGAGGGGACAUAAUGUGAAACACAGUUACAGAGAUAAGAGGCUGAAUUUGCAGGUGACAGCGCCAGCAGGGAAACCCAACAUCCACUUUCUGGAGCCUCUGGAGUCUGGCCACCCCACAAACCUGACCUGCAGCCUGUCACUAGUCUGUGAAGUGAGGCAGUUUCUCCUGUUCUCCUGGGUGGGGGAUGCCCUUGAUGAGAUGAACAAAAAGACCCUCCACUCCUCAGUGCUCACCCUCACCCCAAGGCCCCAGGACCAUGGCACCUACCUCACCUGUCGUGUGGAACUCCAAGGAGCUCAGGUGACCAUGGAGAGAACCAUCCGACUCAAUGUCUCCUAUGUUCCGUGGAACCUCACCAUCAGCAUCUCCUUCAGAAAUGUCACAGCCCUCAAGAUUCUGCAAAACACCUCGUCCCUUCUCAUCUCCCAGGGUCAGGCUCUGCAGCUGCUCUGUGUUGCUGACAGCAACCCCCCUGCUCAGCUGAGCUGGUUCCGGGGGUCCCGAGCACUGAAGCCCACCUCCAUCUCCAACACGGGGAUCCUGGAGCUGCCAGGCUUAGGAGCUGAAGAUAUGGAAUUCACCUGCCAAGCUCGGAACUAUCUGGGCUCCCAGAAUACCUCUCUGAGCUUCUCUGUGUUCUCGCCCCCGCAGCUGCUGGGCCCCUCCUGCUCCCAGGAGGAGGAGGGUCUGCACUGCAGCUGCUCCUCCCAAGCCCAGCCGGCACCCUCCCUGCGUUGGCGGCUGGGAGAGGGGCUGCUGGAGGAGAAUUUCAGCAAUACCUCCUUCAAGGUCACCUCCAACUCCUCUGAGCCCUGGGCCAACAGCUCCCUGAGCCUCACUGGGGGGCUCCCCUCUGGCCUCAGACUCAGCUGUGAAGCCCGGAAUAUUCACGGGGCCCAGAGUGGCACUGUCCUGCUGCUGCCAGGGAAACUGGCACCCCUGACUGGAGUGGUUCCUGGGGCUCUUGGAGGUGCUGGUGGCAUGACCCUGCUGUCACUGUGUUUGUGCCUUAUCUUCUUUUGCAUAGCGAAAGCCCGCAGAAAGCAGGCAGCCAGGAGACCAGAGCAUGUGGACGAUGAAGACCCCGUCAUGGGUACCGUUUCCUGGGGUUCCAGGCAAAAGCCCUGCCCAGACGGCCCCCCAGACCAGACGUCAUCCCUUGCGGAGGAUGCUCCGCCCUUGGGGGAGCAGCUGGAGCUCCAUUACGCCUCCCUCAGCUUUUAUGGGAUGAAUUCUUGGGAUCCUUCGGGCCAGGAGGCCACCAGCACGAGCGAGUAUGCAGAGAUCAAAACAAGCUAAUUGGGACUCGCCCAGAGCUUGGUCCUGGCUGGAGGAAUCACAGCCUGUGUAGGGAAAAGGAUUAGCCAGGGACUAGUUAAUGAAACCUUUGCAGCAGUAUUAGCAUUAACUACUAUAUGAGUGUCCCCAAGUAGAGCAGAAAGCAGGCAGGUGAUGGAAUUAGAGAGACUUGGGCCCACAUGCAGGUUCCAGCACUUCCUAUGGCAUCGAUAGCAAGCAAUUCACUUCAUCUCUCUCUAUCUCAGUUUUCCAUUCUGUAUAUCGGAGAUCAUGUGUCCUACCUCAAAGUUCAGUGAUCAUUAAAGAAAGAGCACAUAAAAAUCAAG